GAUCUCUGAUUUGAGAAAUUGUUGUGGCUAUAAAUUAAUAUGCAAUCUUCAACAACGUCGUUCAAAGCUACCUAGCAGUUCAAUUAUCUUCCAGUUCUCCGGUCUGAGCUAGCUUCUGCAAGUCUUCGAUUAACAAAAAACAAUGGCAGUUGAAGGUCUUGGCUUAGUUGAUCCCAUUUCAAUCCAAAGUGAUUUUCCUCGUGAUGUUCAUCGUCCUGUGGCCAAUUUUCAUCCCGAUAUCUGGGGAAAUCAGUUCCUGGUCUAUUCCCCUGAUUCCGACAAGGCAACAUGGGCUUCUAAGAAGGGACAGCUUGAACAGCUAAAGGAAAGAGUCAGGACAGAGCUUCAUGCAACUGCUAGUAAUCCUUCACAACAGCUGCAAUUGAUUGAUGCGAUUCAACGACUAGGCAUAGCAUAUCAUUUUGAAGAGGAAAUCGGUCAAGCUUUGCAAAAGAUGCAUGAGAAACAUCAGAAUUGGGAGGGCAAUGACCACAUCUACACUGCUGCUCUCUGUUUUCGAAUUCUAAGACAAGAGGGAUUCAGAAUUUCAUCAGAAAUAUUCAAGAAAUUCCUGAAUGCUGAAGGUAAGUUUGGAGAAUGUUUGGUUAAUGAUGUACCGGGCAUGCUUGCACUUUAUGAAGCUGCUCAUCUCAGAACGCACGGGGAUAAUAUUUUAGAUGAUGCCCUGGCCUUUACCAGUAAUCAUCUUCAGUCUUGCAAGUUAAGCAGUCCAGUUGCUGAGCUAGUAAGUCACGCACUAAUGCAGCCUUAUUGGAGGGGUUUACCAAGAUUAGAGGCCAAACAUUACAUAGACAUGUAUGAAAAUUUUCCUUCACAUAAUACAACUUUACUAAUGCUGGCUAAGCUGGACUUUAACAUGCUACAAUCUCAGCACAAGGAAGAGCUACAAGAAAUUUCCUUGUGGUGGAAAGAACUAGACUUUGCAAGAAAGCUUCCAUUCGCUAGAGAUCGAAUGGUUGAGGGCUAUUUCUGGAUCGUGGGAGUAUAUUUUGAGCCUCAAUAUGCUCUCGCUAGAAAGAUUAUGUCCAAGGUUUUAGCCAUUACAUCCAUAAUAGAUGAUAUUUAUGAUGCUUACGGGACAUACGAAGAAAUUCAAAUCUUCACAGAAGCAAUUGAGAGAUGGAACUUUGGCUGCAUGAAACAACUCCCAGAUUAUAUGAAGAUUUGUUACCAAGCACUCUUGGAUUUGUUUGAAGAAAUUGAGGAAGAAAUGGCCAAGAAAGGAAGUUCAUAUCGAACAUAUUACGCCAAGGAAGCACUGAAGUUGCUGGCUCGUGCCUAUUUUGUUGAGGCCAAGUGGCUGCGUCAAGGGUACAUACCAACCGUGGAGGAAUAUAUGCGAAUUGGAUUGGCUUCCUGUGGAUACACCACUCUUACGAUAAUAUCCUUCCUAGGCAUGGGGGAUAUUGUCACGAAGGAGAGCUUCGAUUGGGCAUCAAAUGACCCUGAUAUCAUAAGAGCUGCAUCAAUCAUUUGCAGGCUUCGGGAUGACAUUGUGGAGCACAAGUUUGAACAAGAAAGGCCGCACAUUGCUUCAGCGGUGGAAUGCUACAUGAAGCAACACGGUGUAACAGAGCAGCAAGCAUCCGGGGAACUUUACCGACAAAUCGAGGAUUCGUGGAAGCUCGUGAACCAACAACUCCUUAAACCUAGUACUACUGGUUUUGAUGCAGCAGAAUUUGUUCCUCCCAGGGCUGUCCUCCUUCGAGUUGUCAACUUGGCACGUGUGAUAGAUGUUGCUUAUAAGCACAAUGACGAGUACACACACGUGGGAGAAGUCAUGCGAAGUUACGUUACUUCGAUGUUCAUUAAGCCCGUUCCCGUAUAAGUAAUUAAUAUCAUUUGUGAAAUAUAAUAAAAUUGAUCCUAAGGAAGUCGUUAAUGGCACUCUAAGCAUAUAAUCUCUUUUGAGGGGAAGAAAAAGAUGAAGUGUUAUUAAUCUUGACUAGCCUAUUGAAGUCAAUAGGCACAUAAUCUUGUAUGAGCCUAGAAGAAAUAAAGAAAUUCUUCAUGUUUGGUUUCUCUUUGUUUAUUAAUCUUUUCAUUUUA
Messenger RNA from Coffea arabica (coffee), 2070 nucleotides. RefSeq names its product (-)-germacrene D synthase. The record is from RefSeq and is a predicted model, not a curated record. Gene Ontology annotation, molecular function: terpene synthase activity; magnesium ion binding. NCBI's taxonomy places the organism in Eukaryota, Viridiplantae, Streptophyta, Magnoliopsida, Gentianales, Rubiaceae. Gene Ontology annotation, biological process: diterpenoid biosynthetic process.